GAUGGAGCAAAUUAAAAGGGCAAACAAAUUGUUCACCAAUGAUUGUAUAUUUCUGAAGAAAACUUUGAACAUCCCAAUUAUAUCAGAGAGGCCUUUGCUGUUCAAUGGACUUAACUCAAUAGAUUCUCCAGAAAAUGAAACUGUUGAUAGCAGUUUUUCUCAUGAAGAAGAGCAAGUGGCGACUGGGGAAGACCUCUCUCCUGCCAGUCCUCAAGAGUCUGAUACUCAGCCUGUGCAGCCUGAGGAAGUAUCAGCCAGAGAUUUCCUACAGAGACUAGACUUGCAGAUUAAGUUAUCAACACAGGCAGCUAAGAAACUGAAAGAAGAGAGCAGAGAUGAAGAAAGUCCCUAUGCAACUUCCCUCUAUCACAGUUAGGUAGUGAUCAGGGGCAUAAUCAAGCCUGGAUUAAGAGAUCGUUGAAUCAUAAAGAAACCAACAACUGAAGAUUCAAAAGCAUCCCUUUUGGAUUCUCACAGUGUACAUUUUUAAAUCACAGUUAAGAAGUUCUACCUAUUACGAUUGCACUGAAGUGAUUAGUCCCUGCUGGCUUUCUAUAAUUUGAAGUCUUUAUUAUGGCAUGAUAGCAAAAUUGUAUCCAAAAGCUCACCACUUUUGUAGGUGGUGGUAGUUUUUAGACUAGCUUUUGUAAAUACUAGUUGAUAUAAAGCAUCAAAGACUAUUUACAUAUGCAAGCUAAAAACAAUGUUUAUCUUCUGAGAAGUCCUAAUUAUGUAAAAAACUGGUUGCUGGUUGCUGGUUGUGUGAUGCUGAUUUUGCUAUGUGUUUAUAACUUAAGUGCUAUAUAUAUAUAUUUCGGUAUGUAUUACUUUUUCUGUAUUAAUAUGAAGAACCAAAUUUUGUUUGCUAUUUUGUAAAAAUAAACUACAAGAGUCUGAAUGAGAAAAUAAACUAUGUUUUCAUAUUUGA
Molecule: messenger RNA, 928 nt
Organism: Talpa occidentalis (Iberian mole)
Lineage: Eukaryota; Metazoa; Chordata; Mammalia; Eulipotyphla; Talpidae
Product: lysM and putative peptidoglycan-binding domain-containing protein 2-like
Exons: 2
Coding region: 2-376 (124 amino acids)
Source: RefSeq, a predicted model, not a curated record